AUGAUGGACACGAACUCAUCCCGGGACCUGGUGCGCGAGGAGGACUCCGCAGGAUGCGCGGCGUGUGCGUGGAACCUGGUCUUCUGCGAGCCUGGACUUCUGAGCGAGGCGCGCGGCUGCAGGGAUUCGCCGGGACUCGCGGCUAUGCAAGGACUGCCGUUUGGGAGCUGCCUGCCCAUCAGUGAUGGCCCCUUCAACAACAGCACUGGGAUUCCUUUCUUCUACAUGACGGCCAAGGACCCCGUGGUGGCUGAUCUGAUGAAGAACCCCACGGCCUCGCUGAUGCUGCCAGAAUCAGAAGGGGAGUUCUGCAGAAAAAACAUUGUUGACCCGGAAGAUCCCCGAUGUGUCCGGUUAACGCUGACUGGCCAGAUGAUCGCAGUGUCUCCAGAAGAAGUAGAAUUUGCCAAGCAAGCCAUGUUUUCAAGGCACCCAGGGAUGAGGAAGUGGCCUCGUCAAUAUGAAUGGUUCUUUAUGAAGAUGAGGAUAGAACAUAUCUGGCUUCUGAAAUGGUAUGGAGGCGUAUCCAAUAUUUCAAAGGAGGAAUAUUUCAAAGCAGUUCCCAGAAAGGCCUGAUGGAGUAAGAAGAAAGUCCUUGGUGUUUGCACUUAAAUAAAAACCUUUUCAGUGAUGCAGCCAGACAGCAUUGACCACUGUCUCUUUGUUGAAGGGUUCGUAGCAGCCCUGCCAUCCCGGCAGCAGAAUGAGAGAGGGCGAACAGGGAACUCUGUGCUAGAUUUGAGAUUAAAGUGGUCAUUUGCAGAUCUCCAACUCACACGGAUACUUCACGUAGAUAGUCUUUAUUCCAUCGUAUUCAGUCCAGACCCACCUAUUCAGAAAUCAUAUAAUAGCUGGUGGUCAAAAUGCCGUUUUGAGAUCAUUGCUGUUUCACUCUUUAAGAAAAGGCAAUGCCUGUACCUACAACGCGAUUGCUUUGUAUUGUGAGAGCGUCUUUGUUGCUUGCUGUGCCAAACGCAGUCUUGGUUCUAAGCUCGUCGUGACCACAAAGGAGCUGACUGUGCAUCACGCAGCCACAAUAUUGUUUUUAGGGUGAGGGUGGAGGACGGUGUGUCCGUGGAUUACUCUUCUGCUGGUGGAUUGCAGAUGCAUUAUUAGGUCGUAUUGGCUAGAAGGUACUGGUCACUUAUGCAACUUUUUUCCCACCAUGACAUGAAAGCAGUGUAAGAACACAGGAUGCUUUGUGCACAGCCCUUCUCUAUGCAAGCAGCCAUGGCAGUGCGUUAAAGAGAAAGGAGCAGCUUUGACGUGAAGCUCCCCAGAUCCCUGCUGCUCAUACCUCUGGCAAGGGUUCCCCUCUCUCAUGCAUGAACAGGGGCAUCCAAAAUAAGAAGCUCCCCAUUCUGUGGUGGAGAAAGCGGAGAGGGGAGAGGGUGAAGCUGGGAAAGUAAAGACAGCAUGUUACAGAAGGAAGAAAGGAAGCCAGUAACUGAGGGCCCACUGCCUGCCCAGCCCUGGGCCAGGCCCUCAGCAGAAGCCAUCUCAUUUGAGCCCUGCAACCAAUGAGCUGCACGUCAUCGUUGGCUCUUACAGACAGGAAAACUAGACUCAGAGAGGCUGAGUCCGCAUCCCAGACAGCUCACUGCAGACACGGGUGGAGUGGCUCCUAGAAGACGUCCAGUUUUAACAACAAAAGAGUUAUUGAAAUGCACGGGUAGAAAUUGAACCAGGAAAAUCAGUGAAGUGAUUGUAAAAAAGAAGGACUAGCUUGCCUGGAGAUGAUGUUUCUUGCUUUUGG
Molecule: messenger RNA, 1756 nt
Organism: Mandrillus leucophaeus (drill)
Lineage: Eukaryota; Metazoa; Chordata; Mammalia; Primates; Cercopithecidae
Gene: CREG2
Product: cellular repressor of E1A-stimulated genes 2
Exons: 5
Coding region: 1-576 (191 amino acids)
Source: RefSeq, a predicted model, not a curated record